Messenger RNA from Ictalurus punctatus (channel catfish), 10689 nucleotides. It is a transcript of the gene setx, whose product is annotated as senataxin. The record is from RefSeq and is a predicted model, not a curated record. Lineage: Eukaryota; Metazoa; Chordata; Actinopteri; Siluriformes; Ictaluridae. Bases 167 to 7165 code for a protein of 2332 amino acids. Gene Ontology annotation, biological process: termination of RNA polymerase II transcription. Gene Ontology annotation, cellular component: nuclear body. Gene Ontology annotation, molecular function: helicase activity; transcription termination site sequence-specific DNA binding. The transcript is spliced from 25 exons.
CGUCACGAGCGUGCUGGGCGGAGUCGAGGAGGUUGUGUUAUGUGAACUAAAGCACGCAGAUAACGAGCUUUUUCUUAACUUUUAUUAGUUGUUGGUUUUUUUUGGUAAUGAGAGUUACCAAUGCGACGAAACGGAUGAAGUGAAUAAAGCCUGAAAACUGACAGUUAUGGAGACGUGUCUGUGGUGUACAGCAUCGGCCGAAAGCGAUGCGGCGGUCACGAGGGUUCUAAACCGCUACUGCACCGACGCCAUGACACCGAAAGAAAUGCAGGAUGCGAACAGUGACUUCAUAUAUUGCCUGGAGUGCGUGGUGGAGUACCACCGAGCAAGAGAGAGGGUCCCUGCCCUGCACAAGCAUCUAUGGAAAUUGGAGACCGCUCGUCUGCUCAAAGUCUUCCGGGACAUGUUGGAGGCCGAUCUGGAGGACUCGGACUUGUUCUUUGUCGACGAUGAACAGGAGCAGCCCGUCUCGAAGUUUACACCGGAGGAAUUUCUCAAUGGGCUGAGAUUCCCACUCAUGGAAGUGCUGAAAUACCCUUACCUGCUGUGCGACCGGGAUCUCUGCGAAAUGGUGGUGAAUGUGUUAUGCAAAAUGGAAGAUAUGCAAAACCCCCUACCAGUGCAUGACCAGUAUCAGGGAAUUUACCUGCUCAUGGUGCACCCGAACGAAAAGGUGCGUCACUGGGCUAUAGCCACUGCCAGGUCGUUGGGCAGGGUGGACAGAGAUAACUAUUAUGAUCUCCAGGAGGUCUUCUUGUGCAUGUUCUAUAUAAUUGACUUGGGAAUCACUGUGGACUUUCCAAAUGUGGAUGACUCUUACUGCUCUGGCAAGCUUCAGAUGCUACCUCCACAUCUCUAUGACUCCAAAAAUAAGAAGAAUUAUUGGCUAGGUAUCUGUAUGUUGCUGAUGCAGCUGGAUUCACAGGCCAUGGACUCUUUGUUAAUGGGGCCAGAAGGGCAGGCCAGCAUUCCCCAAUGCAUUAUUAAUACCAUGAAUGACUGCAAUAAAGAUGACCCGGGAUCGGAUCCCUUCUGGCCUGCCUUGCACUGUUUCUUGGUCGUUCUAGACCGACUGGGCUCAAAGAUCUGGGGUCAAAUAGAACCGCUAGAUGCUUUCCAGGCCAUCACUAAAGCAGACAGCUACAUGGCUGAAAUUAAAAACAUCCGACAGAAAACUGCAGGGACAAGAGUGAAAGAGGAGACUGAGAAUCACGAUGAUCUGUUAUCCUGCAGUCAAAUUGUGUAUGACUGUUAUGCUACGGAGCGAACAAGUCGAUCAUCAAACUACUCAUCUGGCAACAGUGACACCAGUGGCAAUGCAGUCUUUGAAGAAAUAAGCUGCCUAGUUAAUGUCUUACAGUCUGAAAUGGGCCAAGGCAUGCGUGUAUAUGGGAGCACCUUUCUCUGGUUCAUUCCGUUUGUUCGCUCGAUCAUGGAGUUGAACGUGCUUAAUAGCAUCUGCAUUGGGGAGGUCAUCCACUAUCUGGAUAACAACGCCGACAAGGACGUGCUGUCUGGACGGACACACACCUGCGACAAAGUCACGGAGUUCUUUAUCCGCAUCCUUGUUGAUAUAAUCGAGCUGCACCUAAGUAAAGGCUGCAUGGAGACACUGUCCUACUUUACCCAUAUCUGGGUGGAUUUGGUAAUGCAGUGUGCUACCCUUUCUGGUGACAUUUUUCAUACCAGAAUACACGAAGGUAGGGGGGUCUUUGCAGCAUCUUCACAUUUCAGUAGAGGGACCCGGAUGCCAGCAGUUGGUGUUGGUGUUGGUGCCGUUAGUCAAGCUUGCAUGAAGCUGAUUCGCUCUCUGUUGAAAGAAGGGGGACCGACGGCUACAGAGACUGCACCCUUUCUGAACCUGGUUAACAAACAGAUGCGCAGUGUCUCAGCCAGAGGGUGGAAUCUUCCCAAAUCGGAAUAUGAGAAUCUUAAGAAAUGCUUGAUCAAGCUUGUAAAAGCAAUAUCGGAAAGGCCUGCGGUUCCAAACGAUGUUCUGCCAUGUGCUCCCCCAACGCCGCCUUCAGAACCUUCAGAAAAUAUCAUUUCCUACCCAAAUCCCACAUUGACCCCGCCUCUGCAGCAAGUACAAACCAGAGAUGUAGAGGUUGGUCCAAGUCGUCCUAUAGGUACGAUUGAUUUUAUUAAGAAUGAACCACCGUGGGAUCAUGGGGAAUGUCAAAGUUUCUAUGAUGGCCAAGAGGAAAUGAUUAAGAUAAAGAAAGAAGCUUGCAAGCCAAUACCAUGUUCAGAAUUUGGAUCUCCUCCUGAGGUUAAUUAUAUAAAAAAAAUAGACUUGGGGAAAGGACAGGAAAUUGAAUCUGGAAAGAUACGAGACGUUACUAAGAAAAAAUUUGAAACUGAGGAUGAACAAGGUAAAUGCAGUGGCUUGAAAGAGUUUGGACAUGCAUCGGAUGUAAGCCUUCAACCUUCCACCUCACAGUCUAACGUCUCAGGCUCUGCCAGAUUUAGCAAGUCCUGUAAAAGGACGUUGGAUGACGACGACGACGACGAGCCCUUCGAUGUCCGACUGCGUCGUCUGAAAAGACCUGUCGAGUCCCGUAACGAGAAUUCAACAGAGUCCAGACAGGUUUCAAUACCGUUGCCUAGCAGUGCAGAAAAGGUUGAUGAGGCAAGCGUAAUCGCCACUUCAGAGGUUUCUUCAAAUGACCAAAAGCUGUUAGAAAACAGGGUAGCACGUGAUCCCUCUUUUGACUCGAGUACGACCCCAGGUCGUUGUUAUGAUUAUUUGAGUGAAUCACAAUUAUUUGAGUGUGAAACCGAAGAGUACGUGGCAUCUGCCUGGAAUGAGCCAGACACUGACGUCCCAGUUGUGACCAAAAAGCAAAAACUUGAUUCCAAAGCCUGCAUUAGUCCGGAGGCCGUGGAACCCAUGCAGAGUCCGGAGGCCGUGGAACCCAUGCAGAGUCCGGAGGCUGUGGAACCCAUGCAGACUCAGCCGGUCCCGGACGAGGACGUCGAGAGAGCCUGUCUGCAAGUGGAGGCACAAAUCUGUAAACAGCAACAGCCACAUGAACCAACCACAUCAAACAUCCAAGUGCCAUCCAAACCGAGUUCCAAUGAAAAAUAUGAUUUCGUUCAAUCCAAACAUUUCAAAAGUCCCCCUGAGAAAACUGGCCUCACUGAUAAGAAAGGCAAGCAAUGGCUGUGCAGAAAGCCUCCUGUUAUUGAAGCCCUGAGCCAAAAAAUCAAGAAACAUUGCAGGACACAUAACAUAUCUCCAAACCCUGUGAAACCAUGUUCUUCCACAACGCUGACCGUUGCAUCACCCUCUAUGGUUGUCCCUUCCAGAGGCUGUCCUGCCUCCUCUGUUGCACGUUCACCAUCCACCCCUGCCAUAGUUCCACCAAAAAAGGUUCGCAAACGUGCUGAACCAGAAUCUCCUGCAGAGCUUCUGGGGUUGAAAAAGAAGGAAAGGAAAGCUUUUGAUCUUUCGCAGCGUUCCUUGGUCUCAUUGGGUGAGCUUCGUUCACAUGGCCAGAACGUGCAUGUCGAGCCACAACAGAAGUCAAAAAGGGUUCGUCAAAAGAAGGUUGGCGCGAAGAAAGGCAAGAAGAUGCUUGCAUCACAAGAUAUGCAAUACUUCAUACAGAGCCGUAGGAUGCUCCAGAAGCCAACGGCGGCCACUGGAGUUGUUGCCAAAUCAAACAAAUUUACUGUACCUGAGACCCUAUCAAAAUCAAAACCUGCAAUUGAAACUGUUUCAGAAUCGGGAGAUGAGGAGGAUGAUUACGAUUUCCUUCCAUGCUCUCAGCCUGAUCCUGACCGAAGGGUGGACAGUAAAACGGGUAGUUGUCAAGUCAACACUCAUUUGUCAGAUGAAUCCAAAAAAGCAGUAAAUGAUUGGUCUGAGAACAUUACAAGUAAAGAGUUCAGUUCCCAUCAAAACAAUAAAGGUGCCUGUAGUUCCAUGCCAGAAGGUGCAGAAUCCAGGGAUGGAAACUGUGGUGGUGAUGAUGAUGAUGAUGAUGAUGAUGAAUGGACAAGCCUUACACAAAAUGAGCCUACGGACAUGGAGUUAUGCUCUCAGAUGGAGCAGAUGGAGGUAGAGUAUGGUGAGAGCUUGUACACGGUCAGUGACUUUGGCAACCAACCGAAUAUUUCUAAAGGAGAAACGAGUGUGCCACUUCAACCAUUAUCUGGUAACCCGCCUCAGAAAUCCCUUCCUGAUGCUUCCACUGAGAUGUCUUCAAAUGAACAUUUGUUCUUAAAACCUAGCAUGCCCCCGGAGUGUCAGAAAAAGACCAAGCCUUCUACGACAAAAAUUUACUCCUCAAAUUCCCGCAGUGCCACUUUGGUCAAAGAGAUGGGAAAAGUAGCCAACCCUCCAUCUGCUGCUAAUGUUGCUAAGGCUAAGGUUGCACGACCACCACCAGCAAUGCCGCCGCCGCCGCUACCAAAACCACCUCCAAAAUCCACACCACAGCCUGAAUUUCGCCAGCCUCUACCCCCGAGACCCUCCCUGAACCCUCUAAAACCUGAUUUAAAGUCGUCUCUUUCUAGUGUAACGUCUGCUUCCCAUGUACCGUCCUAUAAGACCUAUCCCAGGCCAGAAGCGCCUGUACCGAUACAAACGCCAACGGUGGCUCAAAAUCGAAGACCCGAUAAUACUCCGAUGUAUGAGCCAUCCUACCUGAAACGGGCGAUUUUAAAGUGGGAGUACCACAUGUUUGACAACUACAGAAUGUUUGGGACACCCAAAGACUUGUGUCCAUUUGCCCUUAAGGAAGUACCAACCAAUUUCUAUAGCUACCAGGAGUACUUCAACAUCUUGUACCCACUUCUGCUCAUUAAUACAUUUGAGGAGAUGGUCCGUGAAUGGCUUAAUGGUAGGAAAGUCCGUAUUGAACUCCACGUCCAGGCAAUCGAAUACCACAAUUGCAUUGCCAGCGCCAGUUUCAAAGUAUGCCUUAAUGCUGAGCAGGUGAAGAAGCAGUUGUAUCCUAGAGAAGAUGACCUUGUGCUCCUCUGGCUGCCGGAGAACACUGGUGCAUAUGCUAACGAUGAGCCCGGUUUUACUGAGAAUAUCCACUUUGGCUGUGUGGUGAAAUCCAUGUUGAGUAAUGGAGGUCCGUUGUACCUCACCAUUCAGACGCGUGGUAACGUGUCCUCCGUUAACACCCAACCCGUACGCUGUGAGGUGAUCGGCUCCCUGAUCAGUACACUGCGGGAAUUCAGAGCGUUGUGUUUGCUACAAAAGAGCAAGCUGGAGCUUCCGGUUCUCAAGCCAGAUAUGAAAUACUUUGCACCCUGCCAGGAUGACCUGACGAACCUAGAUAUGCCUGAAUAUAAUCGGGACCAGGCCAAGGCAAUCAGCUGUGGUGUUGCGAUGGUGAAAAGGAAGCAGAAUACCCCAAAGAUUUUGUUAAUACACGGACCACCAGGGACCGGCAAGAGCAAAAUCAUAGUUGGCAUGUUGCACCGUUUUCUCUCUGAUGGAGAGAGUCCUUCACUGAAUCGCUAUGCUAAGUCUCGCAGAAGAAGAAUUCUGCUCUGCACCCCGUCUAAUGCUGCCAUCGACAACUUGAUGAAGAAAAUCAUUAUUCUCUUCAAAGACAUGUGCUUGGACAAAGAUGCUCCGCAAGGGAACUGUGGUGACAUCAACCUGGUGCGACUAGGGAGUGAGAGGACCAUCUCGGAGUACCUGACACCCUUCAGCCUUGACAGCCAGGUCAAGAAAAGAUUGGAAAAAGCACAACAAAUCUGUGAUUCGGAUAUCCAGAGGAAGAAGGAGGAACUGGACAAGCAAAUUGAAAAGCUGUCUCGGCAGUGUGCCGAGACGGGCAAAAAAUCGGCCACGUUUGAACAGCUGAAUGCCAGAAAGCUAAAGUGCUUACAAGAAAGGGAGGAGCUCAGCAAACAGUUGAAGGAGUUUCGUAGUAAAAGACAGUCGGUGCAGUCGCGUCUCUUGCAUGACGCUCAUGUGAUCUGCUGCACGCUGAGCACAAGCGGCAGUACCCUCCUCGAGUUCGCCUUCCGCAACCUUGGACACGAACCGUUCAACUGCGUCAUUGUGGACGAGGCAGGACAAGCUAAAGAAACCGAAACCUUGAUCCCUUUGCUUUAUCGAUGCCCGAACCUCAUCCUGGUGGGCGACCCUAUGCAGCUCCCACCCACUGUUGUAUCCCAGACCGCCAAACAGCUGGGCUACGACCAGUCGCUGAUGGCUCGGCUUUGUAAGACGCGUCUGUACCCCAGCAUCUUCCUCAGUUUCCAGUACCGCAUGCACCCAGUCAUAUGCGAGUUCCCAUCCAAGUACAUCUACAACAAUGACUUGAAAAGUGACCGCGAGACUGCUCGGAAGCUGUGCUCAUCCUCCUGGCCGUUUGAACCCUACAGAGUGUUUGAUGUGAUCGAUGGAAAAGAGAGAAGAGAGGGAGAUUCCUUUAGUAACCUGAAGGAGGUCAACCUGGUGCUGCUGCUUUUGAAGCUGCUUGGAGAAAAGCAUGCCAUGCGCAAGGAGAAGCAACAGAUUCGCGCUGGCAUCAUCACUCCAUAUAACGCCCAGAAACAGCGUCUCCUGCAGGCCCUUCAGAACGACACGGACAAGGAAUAUAAAAAAUGCAUACAGGUGGAGGUGGACACUGUGGAUGGGUUCCAGGGCCGUGAAAUGGACUGCAUCAUCGUGUCCUGUGUAAGAGCCAGCAACGAGAACGGUUCUAUCGGGUUUGUUGCUAAUCGCCAGAGGAUGAAUGUGACCAUAACUAGAGCUAAAUUCAGCUUGUUUAUCCUGGGACAUCUCUGCACUCUCAAGCAGAGCGAAUGGGGCGCGCUGAUCGAGGACGCGAAGGCACGUGGCACCGUAAUAGAAGCCCACGAGUCCAACUUCCACCAGGUCACGAAGAAGGUGCUGAAACCGAUUCCAUUCUCACAUAGUCACUCGUACCCCCCCAACAUUCCUGCCUCUUCUGAAGACCACAGAAUGCACACGAGACCUUCAGACCCGCGUCUAGCAGAGGCUCAUCGUUCCAGCAGAGAGCAGGACGGUGCGAACCAAAGCUUCACUCACCCAAGGCCACCCAGUCGCCGUCCUUCAGAUCCUCGGUUCCAGCAAAGCUCCGCACGUUCCUUUCGUGCACCUCCAGAACGACGUUACGACCGUCACAAUGCUUCAUCAGGGUCGUGCAGGGCAUACAGGAAGUAACAUUUGCGUUUAUUUUUGCAGGACUGUACAUCUCUUUUUGUCCGGUGACUGACACGUCAUGGUAGCUCUGACUAAACGUGCUUCCUUUUGUUUAUACAUAAAAAUAAAUAAAAUACAGUUUAAAAAAUGGCAAGAAGAAUUUGGCUGAACCUAGAAGGUUGCUAGCUGAAGUAUUUGUGUAAAAUAAUGUUAACUUGUAACAGACUUUUUGAUUAAAAACCACAUUAGCAUUAUACCAAAGUUAAUUGCUAAUCGGCUUUAUUUUAGCCAUUUGUCUUCAAGUGUUUAUAAUUGAUAAAUAAUAGACUUUUUUAGGUGUUUAAUUUAGUUUAGUUUUUUUUCUUUUCCCCAAUGCAAUAUUUAGCAUCUAUGCAAUUCUAACUAACCCCCCCCCCCUUUCUAUUUCUAAAUGUAUAUUAUUUUUUAAAAUUUUAUUGUUAAUUUUUUUUUUUAUGUGGAUGGAAUCUAAUUUGUAAAUUUUUAUCGAUCAUUUUUGGUUCCAAAGUGGGCAAACGGGAGCAGACUGUCGCUUCUUGUUAUUUCACCUUUUUUAAUGUUUUCCGAGCGAUGUGAUGCCAGUUGAGCGAAAGCUGCACUGUCGGAGAUUUGUGAGGAAACGGUUUAUUUUCUGUUCUUAAGGUUUACGGUUUGAGUGAACAGAAUACUCGACUGUGUCCUGAAAAUGACUCCAAUUGUAAAUCGGGCAAAUUUAUUAUAUUUUUGAAGUUCUGAGAUGACCGUGUCUUUUUGUUUGUAAAUAUUUUUAAGAAUGUAUAUUUGUAAUACAAUUUUUGUAUGGAACCUUGUCGUCGCCCCCCCCCCCCCAUUUUCUACUUUGUUCCUUUUGGAGCAAAAAUCAGGAACGUGUGCUGCAUCGCAUCCGGCAUGCUCGCACCCUGCACCGCGGGGUAAGGUAAUGAUGGCGGCGUGCAGUUCGGAAAGCAGCCAGGAUCGUUCUCUCGCUCCAGUAGAUCUGGAUGCUUAAUGAAAUUAAACAUUAAACAUUAAACAUUAAAUAAACCAGCUUUAACAAAGUGGCCAGAAAAGUGCAUAUUAAUGUGUAAUUCUGAAAUAAACCACCAGAGUGCGCUUGCUUCACAUUAUCUGUACGUCGAGUAGGGUGGGCUGCUACAGCGAUCCUAGAUUGUGACUGAGAAGUAAAUUAUUAUUUUUUAUUAUUAUUAUUAUUAUUAUUAUUAUUAUUAUAGCAAUAAAUGUCUACAAGUGUUCAAUACCUACAAAUAUGUAUAUGACUCGUGCUGUUAAUAUUGCCAAUAAGACUAUGAGGAAACUUAUGUGCUUAUUGUCCAAUAACCCCCAUUUCUUCCCAGGAAAAGAGAAAAGUGGCAGUGUUACAUGCUGCACAGUGCUGUGAACAUUUCUUCUGUUUGUGUGUUUAUCUCAUGCUAAAUAGUUCUCGAUCUUCAAACGAAACACAAAACAAAGGCAACCUGAAUAAACACACAAUACAGUUUAUAUUAUUUUUAUCGAAGCAAAAAAAAAAAAGUUAGACACCCAUCACUGAUGUGAAAAACUAAUUGCCCCCUUAAACUUGAAACCUGGUUGUGCCACCUUUAGCAGCAAUAACUGCAACCAAACACUUCCGAUAACUUUAGAUCAGUCUUUCACUUCUAGGACUAGGAUUUACUCUGUGAUUUGGAUCACUGUCUUGCUGCAGAAUCCAGUUACGCUUCAGUUUCAACUUACAGACUGAAGACCGGACAUUCUCCUUUAGGAUUUUCUGGUAGAGAACAGAAUUCAUGUUUCCCUCAAUUGAUGCAAGUUGUCCAGACCCUGAAGCAGCAGAGCAUCCCCACACCAUCACACUGCCUCCACCAUGCUUGAUCGUAGGUAUGAUGAGCUUUUUGUGUAAUUCUGUGUUUGGUUUACUCCAGAUGUGACGGGACUCCUGUCUUCCAAACGGUUCCACUUUCCACUCAUCAGUCCACAGAACAUUCACCUAAAAGGUUUGAGGAUCAUCAAGGAGUGUUUUGGCAAAACCCAGACGAGCCUUAAUGUUCUUCUGGGUCAGCAGUGGGUUUCACCUCACCACUCUUCCAUGGAGCCAUUUUCCCCCGGUGUCUCUCUGAUAGUGGAGUCAUGAACAGUGACCUUUAUUGAUGUAAGAGAGGUCUGUAGGUCCUUUGAUGUUGUCCUUGGCUCUUUGUGACUUCCUGGAUGAGUCGUCGCUGUGCUCUCGGAGGAAUUUUGGAAGGACGGACACUUCUGUGAAGGGUCGCUACUGUGCCGAGUUUUUCCAUUUGGAGAUAACGGCUCUCGCUGUGGUUCUUUAGAGUCCCAGAGCCUCUGAAAUAGCUUUGUAACCCUUCCCAGACUGAUGUCUUUCAAUCACCUUCUUCCUCAUCAUUUCUGGAAUUUCUUUAAAUUUCGGCACAGUGUGUUACUCCGUAAGACUUUUAACCCACUCCAUGCUGUUGAUAAAGUUCUAUGUAAGUGUAGAUGUGAGUGAACAGGGUUCGCAGUAAUCAGGCCUGGUUGCGUCUAGUCCAGCUGAACCCCGUUAUCAGUGCAGUUUUGUUGAAUUAGUACCUACGGGGGCAAAUACAUUUUCACACAGGCCCAGUUGGAAUUGGAGAACUUUUUUUGCUUCAAUGAAUAACAUUCUCAUUUAAAAACACUAUUUUGUGUUUACUCAGGUUGCCUUCGUUUUAUCUCAGAUUUAGUCUUCGUCCAUGUUUUCUUUCCUUCGUUGUAGUGCGAAGGCGUGCAGGUCGGAAGUGAUAUAAUUCGGAGUUCCCGCUUCCCAGUUUACGUCACGCCGAACGCGACACCGGGGACACGGACUCUUCUCCUCUGCUCUGAUGGAGUGAGAACAUUCAAAGCGUGCUCUACAGAACAGAAACAUUUAACGUAGCUUGUUUAUACACAACAGCAAACGUUUCUUUUUCACAGCGCUGCAUGUGGUCUAAUGAUCUUUCACACGAAUAAACCACACAACCACGAUCUUGUCCAAAUAACAGUCAUGUUUACUGUAAAGUUUACAACAGUGUCAAAAUCUCUCAUCUUGAACGUCUCUCUCAAACGGUUCGGUUCAUUUAAUAAUUAUUGCGUUUCUCUAGUUUACAGCGUGUCCGUUGUUUUCAAACCGUGAACGGCUAGAUACAGUUCUGUCUAUUUUGAUAGAUAUAAUUGCAACCCUCCAGACCCCCCACCCUCCCCCGCAAUGAACCUUCUUUUCUGUUUUGUAAAAUAUCCUUCGUUUAUUCCUUAUUUGAACCUGUACUGAUCACAAGCUCGUAUCCUGACCCCGUCACAUCGUGCAUCAGCUCCGCUGCAGUGCGAGUGUUAAACUCUUCAAGUUAUUACUGAAGUUAUAUUGCCAUUUACAGGAUAACAAUUCCCCACAUCCGUUCUGUCUAACCCGCAUUUGUUUUCUUCAUGGUGUCUGGUCUGGUUUUUAGGCACAGGAAAACUAGAUGCUGCAUUUGGCUGGAACAGACACAUCAGUAGCGUUGCCCCUUUUUGUGUGGAUGGCUUUUUUUGGAAAAGGGGAAAAAAAACAA